GUUGGUUCAGCCCCCGUCUACUCCGGGGUGGUGCUUAGCCGGCGCCAGACCGACCCUCGACUUCGGAGGGGCAGUGCCGUUCCUCUAGGUGCUUCGUCCUCACCUUCUUCGACUUCUGUAGCCUCUUCGACCUCUUUAGCUUCCGCAGAGACCCGAGACCCCGGUGUAUGCCCCACCCCUGACCCGGCGAGAGAUAUGUCCACCCCGGCUCGCCGGCGCCUCAUGCGGGACUUUAAGAGGUUACAGGAGGAUCCUCCAGCUGGAGUCAGCGGGGCUCCUUCUGAGAACAACAUAAUGGUUUGGAAUGCGGUCAUUUUUGGGCCCGAGGGGACCCCAUUUGAGGAUGGAACAUUCAAACUUACAAUAGAAUUCACUGAAGAAUAUCCAAACAAGCCACCCACGGUUAGAUUUGUCUCUAAGAUGUUUCAUCCAAAUGUCUAUGCAGAUGGUAGUAUAUGUCUGGACAUACUUCAGAACCGCUGGAGUCCAACCUAUGAUGUAUCUUCCAUUUUAACAUCCAUACAGUCUCUAUUGGAUGAACCAAAUCCCAAUAGUCCAGCAAACAGCCAGGCUGCUCAGCUGUACCAGGAGAACAAGCGGGAAUAUGAAAAGCGUGUUUCUGCCAUAGUAGAACAGAGCUGGCGUGAUUGUUGACCCCAGAGGGAGCAAAAGAAAGUAACCAUAAGAAAAAAAUAUAUUGAUGUAUUUGUCACCUUCUUAUUCCUCAUUGUCAUUAAUUUACUUUAUUAAAAGCAAAAAGCUGUUGUGCUGUUUCCAUCUUCCCUUGCCGAACUGUUCCUAGCCCUUCUCCCCUCUCCUUGAACACCAGGCAACACCCUCUGUGACAUCAAAUGUACUGUACCUGGGUUACUUGCAACAAUUACUAAUGCUUAAUUCCUUUUCUGUUGUAUCUCAUUUCCAGUCUUUGGCAAUUAUUUGUUACUGUACUUUACAGUAAGGUUUUUAAAUGAAUUGUUAACAAGUGGUUUCUUAUGCAUAGCUUUAUGAUGAAGAUACUACUCUAAACAAAGUGAUGGCUGAGGUGUUUCAUCCUGGCUGGUCCUUCACUUGUAUUGGGUUUAAAAGUGUUUAGACUGUGGCCUAGAGAGCAAGGAAACAAGCCAUCCAAACAUUAGUUUUGAAAGGGGAAUGGAGGCCAAAAAUUCCGAUACAAUCUUAUGAAUUAUAAGAUGAUGUUUCCUGGUAGGAAGAAUGUUGAAGGAUGCAGCCAAAUUAGUACAGCCAUUGUAGUACCUGACACAUCCUCUCCUUGCAAGACAGUGGUUAGCUACAUCCAUGCUAAGUUUCAGAACACCGGUUUUCUAGGGUUUUGCUUUUAAAGAGGUGUGGGAGCAGAGGAAUGGAAACUCAUCAAUUUUGGAGCUAGGGAAAAGUUGGAGAUCCUUUAGUCUUUCUAAAGGAGUGCAGUUGCCCUAGAUAAACUUACAGUCCUCCAUCUUUUUGUUGUUUAGUUUGACUUAAUUCAAAGGGAGCAUAUCUGUGGCAAAGUAUUUUCCACUCAAAUUCUGAGUUACCGCUGCAUGCUUUAGUUUCUUCCUCCUUUUCAACGUUAUGACAACCUUAAAGCCAAUGUCAGCAAUCUUUCUUUCAAUAUUUACACUUUUAGAUAUAGUACCUUUAAGUAGCAGUGUGGGACAAGGCUUGUAAAUGUUUUGUCUGAUAUUCCAUUGUUAUCUUUUAUGCAUUUAUUGCUUUUCUAAAUCUAACUUUGCACAAGUAACCCAUGUAAAAAAUGUACAUUUUUCAAAACUUGUAAAUAAAAAUAACCUUAAAAUUU
This is a messenger RNA of Oryctolagus cuniculus (rabbit), 1798 nucleotides long. It is a transcript of the gene UBE2A, whose product is annotated as ubiquitin conjugating enzyme E2 A. The record is from RefSeq and is a predicted model, not a curated record. Lineage: Eukaryota; Metazoa; Chordata; Mammalia; Lagomorpha; Leporidae.